This is a messenger RNA of Drosophila obscura, 1482 nucleotides long. RefSeq names its product 60S ribosomal protein L38 (gene RpL38). Gene Ontology annotation, molecular function: structural constituent of ribosome. NCBI's taxonomy places the organism in Eukaryota, Metazoa, Arthropoda, Insecta, Diptera, Drosophilidae. Gene Ontology annotation, biological process: protein-RNA complex assembly; translation. The record is from RefSeq and is a predicted model, not a curated record. Gene Ontology annotation, cellular component: ribosome; cytosolic large ribosomal subunit. The coding region runs from base 114 to 326 and encodes 70 amino acids. The transcript is spliced from 2 exons.
UGACACUCAUGUUCACAACCGGAAAUGAGUGGCAGUUUCCUUUCCUUUUCUGCUUUAGACCGAACAAUACGGAAUUUUCGAGAUUAUUGUGGAAUCUGAAGAAAUAAUCCAAUAUGCCACGAGAAAUAAAAGAAGUUAAAGAUUUUCUUAAUAAAGCACGUCGACCAGAUGCGCGUGCAGUGAAAAUCAAGAAGAAUCCUACAAAUACCAAAUUCAAGAUCCGCUGCUCGCGAUUUUUGUACACGCUAGUGGUACAGGACAAGGAAAAAGCGGACAAAAUUAAGCAGUCUUUGCCUCCGGGAUUGCAAGUCAAGGAGGUCAAGUAGUGUUUCGCUCGUAUCCGAUUCAUUUUAUGCAUGGCAUAUGUAAAUUCGAUUUGGCUGAAUUCACAUUGAUCAUAAAAUCGAUUUUCUUAAAUAGCAAACAAAACAUGUACCGCAAAAGAAAGAAACACAUAAAUAUUACUACGGUGGCAGUAGUCUCCGUUAGAAGCUAAAAUCAAAAACGUAUUUUAUGGACGAGGCUUUUAAGCCGAAUGAAUUUGUUUAAUGUACGCAAUGCCCGCAGCUCAAGUAAAUUUUCAUAUAUAUAUAUAAAAAGGAGGGUAUAACUUUAAACAUCGAGGAUAUCAGAAUGAAUGAAUUCGCACGUUUAACUGUCUGAAAAUAUUCACCAGGAUUUAGAGCACGUUCGAUCUUUACCCUUUAUUUUGGUACAUGUAUUAUGAAUUAACGUAAAAAAAAUAUUUUCGUAUUGCAGAUUGAUCGAAUUUUGCUACAUACUGUCGAUUCAGCAUAAUCGUCGUAUAGACCCAAUAUGUAUAGGAGCGUUUUUUAAAACUGAAAUUAGUUGCAAAUUCAGAACGUAUUCUUAUACAUAAAGAUAUUUAAAUACACAUGUGUGUGUUUCUUAUCAUAUUUAGAGUGAUUUGUUACUCUUAUACGAUGGUUUAUUUAUUUCUCUACAUUACCAUAUAUAAAAAAAUAUUAUUUUGUUGACAAAUAGAAUUACUUGGGCUAACUAAAAUUAGACAUGUCUCUGUCGAUAUAUUUGGUUUUGAAACCUUUACAUAAAGGGAAUUGCUUUGGACUGGCAGUGGACGAGAAAGGGCCAAUCUAGCUCCAUUUAAUUCAGAAUUUUUUUGGCAGAAUGUGUUCAACAUUUUGUCCGUUCUAGAUUCAUAUUUCUUACUGAGUAUGCAAGUAUGUAAUUGCUAUUUUGUUUUAUUUUCAUUCGCACAGCUGUGAGUUGUGAAAACGAAAAUUUGUUGUAUCAGCUGUAUAAUUUGACGCGUUUUAAAUAACCUGGCUACAAUUUAAGAAAUAGUAAACAAAUUUGUAUUUAAAUUAAUUGUCAACUAUUGACUUAAGAGGCUUAAUGUUAUUUGUUGAAAUUUUGACGUAUGAUUACAUGUGUUAGUUUUAAAUAGCUGUACAUGUUUGCAUUUGGAACAAUCUGGAUUAAAGCACGUAUUGAAUUGUU